AACGAAAGGCAUCUUACCUUUCGAUUCUCGGCAUCUCCAAUCAGAUCCUACUUCCACUUGCUGCAUCCAACGCCCCAUAUUCUCCCUCGUUUCUCCAUAUAAAUUUCUCCUUUCAUUCGCCAUAACUUCAUAUACCUGAUAUCCACAAACAAUAAAAUCAUGAACAUGUUGGAAUCCCCUCUUGAAGCUUUAGCCUUUAAUUACGUCAGCUUUGGGUUGUUCACGGUAGUGAACAAUCUCUGGACGUGGAUUGCCGUCAUAACCGCGGCCGUCAGCUUCUGGAGGAUCAAAACGCAAGUGAAACCGGCCGCGCAACCUCGUAAUGAUCGAAACAUAAGUGCGUCUCAAGCGGUUGCUGAAAUCUUACCGGAUGAGUCGCGGUCAGGCGUUGAGCCAGCAGAUUCAGGUAGAGCCAGUCCCGCCAGUCCCUCAGUUUGCAAGGUUAAAGAUGUGGAGGGGGUGACGAAAGGUAAAUUUACUUUGUAUUAUUAUGAGGAAGAGAAUGAAGUUGAGAGUGAAACAAAGGGAGUUACAGUGUGGGAGGAUAAUUUUAACGGCGGUGAGUGGUGGGAGAGAAUGAUGAGAGUGAGAAGAAGUGAGAUGGGAUGGUAUGGUUACCAGGAUUUGACGGUGGUUAACGGCAACGUUGUGAGGAUAUGGGAUGAGUGUAAGUUCUCCAACUCACGCUGUGUUGUUCGGUAGUUGCUUGAAUUCAACGAAAUUAGGGUUUAAAUUAAAGUUGUUAAUUGUAUAUUCUAUUUUGUUGUUGGGUAGAACAGAGCAACCAUUGUAAUACAUAUUCAGCUUUCUCUAAUGAAUAUGCAACAGUUGUCCUCUA
This is a messenger RNA of Mangifera indica (mango), 838 nucleotides long. RefSeq lists its product as uncharacterized. Bases 160 to 702 code for a protein of 180 amino acids. The transcript has a single exon. Lineage: Eukaryota; Viridiplantae; Streptophyta; Magnoliopsida; Sapindales; Anacardiaceae. The record is from RefSeq and is a predicted model, not a curated record.